Molecule: messenger RNA, 954 nt
Organism: Serpula lacrymans var. lacrymans S7.9
Lineage: Eukaryota; Fungi; Basidiomycota; Agaricomycetes; Boletales; Serpulaceae
Exons: 7
Coding region: 1-954 (317 amino acids)
Source: RefSeq, a predicted model, not a curated record
AUGGUUUCAAAAAAAAAGGCUGUCCAUGCAGACAUACCUCUGUUACCACAGAUUGAGCUUGCUAAGAAGCAAAGAUUCAACGGUGACUCUGGCAACUCUUUUCAGCUGGGGAUUACGGAUGCCUCAAGUAACUUUAACUCUGACAUCGGCGAGGGCCAACUACGAGAUGAGAAUGAAAAUACAACAGUUUGCGAGUCAAUCCCUGUUGUGUCCGAAAACGUGCCAGAACAAGCCCCUGCACUACACAGCUCUGCCACUUUGGGAGACGGAACAAUCACAAAAACUGUUGCCAAGACAAAUGACCACACUGACAAAGAGCUGGUGGCUAUGGACAAGGCUCAACUUGCUACAUAUGACACUCUGACAGUCACGCGUUUAUACACUUUUGCAAACUAUUCCGAUGCAAAAAACUUAAUCUAUGCGGUUGAAAAUAUUCCGCCCACAGCCACAUGGGGCAUUUCCAAGCCUAUUCACGACAAAUCCACACUUCUUUGCGAUCCCUCAAGCAACAUGCCCUGCACAGUGUGGCUGCCAGGUUUUGUGUCUCGAGUGUGGUUGUUUGAUCCCAAAGGCGAAACACGUGCCCAUGUUAGUAUAUCCGUGGUUUUAUUUGGUGUCAACACAGCAAGUGCCACACAUAACAUAAUUGAUAACUUGUCCUUUCCAAACGGCGAUCCCAAUGAAGAGUGCUGGGGCGACAUUAGAGCAUUGCAUUGGCAAUCGGCCUACAAAGCUCAAGGGAAAACCCCAAAACCUUUCACAGAUGUGUAUGAUGCCAGGAAGGUAUUCAAACCAAAAUCCGAAAUGGAUUACUACGGUGCCACAAACUUGCAAAUGGGUGACGCCGUACUUAUGGAAGCGUACAUUAAACAUUAUCGCCUAAAAGGCAACAUAGACAAGUUGACCCCGUCAACAAACGUCCUUGGAGGGAGUGGAAAGCGUACUUUAAGCUGA